Messenger RNA from Linum trigynum, 1278 nucleotides. The record is from the annotation of a GenBank genome assembly. NCBI's taxonomy places the organism in Eukaryota, Viridiplantae, Streptophyta, Magnoliopsida, Malpighiales, Linaceae.
AUGAGCGUAGCAGCGGCGCCGGAGAAGACUGAGGAAGAGCUUCGUAAAGAGAUCGAUGAGCUCCACCGCCAGCAGCGCCAGAUAACGGAGCGGUUACGUGAUCCUAGGGGGCUCCGACGUGGAGGUCUGCCCGGUGGCGGUCCGAGGAACUUCGCCUCUAACGGCGGUCCUCAAAGAGUGUUUGUUCGGCCGGCUGAUAGGAAUGACUCAGGGGAUCAGCCUCCUGCAAAGAAACGGCUUCUCUCUGCUGUUGUUAAGGCUGAGGAUGGAGAGAUAGUCGAGGACGGAGCUAAGAAGGGGGUUAAGGAGGAAGGGUCUAAUGUUGCAGCCAUCAACAAUCAUCAAGAUGAAGUAAAGCCGCCAAAUUCAUGUCCAGGUGGUUUGCCUUGGAACCAACGACCACCGAGAAGAGAUUCAGACAUUCCACCUGAUGUGCAUGUGCCAAGGGUGUUGCCGAAGAAUGAGGACCCUAGUUUGGUUAGCAGAAACAAGAGGAUGUUGGGGCAGCUUCUAGGUACCUUGGAGAAAUUCAGAAAAGAGGAUAUGAAGCUCUCAGGGACUGAGGCAUACACAAAGAGGUCAAAUGCUUUGCAAAAGGCUGAGCAAAGAGCCCGUGAAGAAAGUGAAAGGCUGAGACAGGAAGAGCGUGAAAAGAUAGCAGAAAAGAGGAGGAGAGAUCUGGUUCUUAGGGCAAGAGUUGCUGCAAAGGCAGAAGAAAAGAAGUUGGAAUUGUUGUUUCUCCGUUGGACCGAGCAUCAUAAAAAGCUUUCCCGUUUUACAAGGACCAAGGCAGAACCUCCUAUUUGUUAUAUGCCAAAGAAACCACUGGAUGAAGAUGCAACUUUGCAACAGCAGCAUCAAGAACAGUUAUUAUCGGAAUGGAAAGCCGCAAGAAGAGAGGAGCUAUCCGAGUACCAGAAGCAGAUAGAGACGCAGUACCUUGACAACGUCGAGAAAGAGCUAGAGAGGUGGCAAAAUGCAAGGAAAGCUAGGAGAGGUACCAACAACGACGCGAACUUGCAAGAAACAAUGGACCAAGAGCUGGAGACCCAUAGGCUCGAGCACGGUCCAAAGACCACAAGAAAGAUCCCAGGUGACAAUGAAGACGGAGAAGAUGAUGACGUGGAAGAUAUCAUUGUUGGGGAGGAUGACAAUGACAUGAUGGACGACGUGCUAGCAGCUGUGGAGGAUAAUAACGACACAAAAGUUGAUGAUGCCUCGAAGAUGGACGAAGGCGGUCAAGACAGCUCGUCCCUGCCUGAGAACCCCGAUCAGUGA